Messenger RNA from Prorocentrum cordatum, 1179 nucleotides. Lineage: Eukaryota; Dinophyceae; Prorocentrales; Prorocentraceae. The record is from the annotation of a GenBank genome assembly.
AUGGUGCUCAAGCGCCCGUCUGCUACCAAGACCAAGGACUGGAAGAACGUGCCGUACGCCAGGGGGAAGAACGCGACGCCUGGCAGGGGCUUGCGCCGCGAGCAAGCAAAGUGGAAGCGCACAGUCCCAGAGCUAUUGGCGGCGUCUGACGUGGAGAUCGUGAACAUCCUGCGGGAGGACAAGCUGCUCGUCGAUUGGACUGGGGCGACCUGUCCCAUCUGCGGGCGCGGCACGCUCGGGGAGUUAGUCGCCCGCCCGCACAAGGGCAACCGCCUCUUGCAUCGAUGCGAUGCGAAGUGCUGCCAGAGGUACGUGUCCCCUGUCUACUUGAACCCCAUCUUCAGCGAGCACUCGCGCGCCGAGAGCUUGCAGAAGCAGGCAGUGCUUCUACGGGCGAAGCUCGCGGGGACCCCCCACGCUAACGCCCACGUCAUGUUCGGCGUCAACCACAAGGCAGUGGAGCGGAUCUGGAGUAACGUUGAGCAGGCGCGGAGGAUGUACGUGGAGGACGUGGAGCCGACCAUUGAAUAUAGUGGGUCGAAAGUGUGGGCAGACGUGGAGGCUGACGAGGCGACCUUCGACAAGCUGGACAUGACCGACGGGCCCGAGCCUCUGGGAGACCCAACUCACCCCGUCAUGUGGGAGCAGUGGUUGGGCAUUGUGCAGCGCGGCAGGCCGCGCACGCUGACACUUACGAGAUUGUGCCCCGAGAUGGCGGAGAAGCGGGCGCCUGGCCCUGGGGCCGUGCGCAAGGUAGAGUGGAAACCCCUGGCGGAGCGCUGGCUGGAAGACCGCGACGUCGUCUUUCACACUGACUCGGCGCGUUCCUACAAAUUACGCGUGCCAGGUGUCAUCCACGACUUCGUUGUCCACCAGAAGAAGUACAAGAAAGUCGGCGGCAAGAGGGUGCUGAUUCCUCCCAGGUAUGUCGAGCUGCAGACGCACGUACUCCCAUCGGGCAAGCACCUCAAAGUCAAGAGCGGCACCCAGAUCAUUGACCGUGCGUGGCGCUUCAUCAAGGACCGCCUGCACAGGAGCGCCACCGCCAAGGCAGGCACCAAGCUGCUCGCCACGAAGAUCCGCUCGGCCCAAUACGACUACUGGCACAAGGACGACGGCAUGUGGGCCGAGACGGGGGAGAUGGUGCAGCACAUCAUGCGCGACGUGCUGGUGGCGUGA